UAAUGUUAAUGAAUUAACCUCAAUACUCGAGUGGCGAAGAUGAGCGAAGGAAAGAAAGCAAGUAUAUUGUGGUAUCCUGAACAGAUGAAUCCCAUCUUUUACGACUCAGAUAGUUUCUCUUACAUCAGUAAAGUUCUAGCGACCAUCAACUGUCUUUCUUCGCUACUUUCUGCGCUUGGUAAUGCUCUUGUACUGAUGGCUAUUAUCACGACUCCUUCGCUUCACACUCCUGGUAAUAUUCUCAUCGCUGCACUCGCCUUGGCUGACUUUUUGGUGGGAACUGUAGUACAGCCAAUGUGUAUUGGUUUUGUUACUAACAAAGCCUUGUUCUUGGAUUAUAAUUACCAAGAUAGUGUAACAUUCCUUGCAAUUAUAACCACGUCAAUAUCAGUAACAUUAAUGGGUGCUGUUAGCUGCGAGAGGAUCUAUCUAUAGCUUGGCACAAACAAGCAUGUUUUUCCCGAACACUCAACAUCCAAGCAGCUGAAGCCACAUGCAGGAAUGUUUUCCGUAAGGUAAGG
Actinia tenebrosa (Australian red waratah sea anemone) is the source of this 521-nucleotide messenger RNA. Its product is annotated as 5-hydroxytryptamine receptor 1F. Gene Ontology annotation, biological process: G protein-coupled receptor signaling pathway. Gene Ontology annotation, cellular component: membrane. Gene Ontology annotation, molecular function: G protein-coupled receptor activity. The record is from RefSeq and is a predicted model, not a curated record. NCBI's taxonomy places the organism in Eukaryota, Metazoa, Cnidaria, Anthozoa, Actiniaria, Actiniidae.